AUGGAAGCGCCUUGCAGUGGCAAACCCUCGCGAAUUCGCCUCCGAAAAGUCGUCCUGGGACUGCCUCGUCGCGCCUCUCUUUCACUCGGCAAGGCGCCCGGCCUCAAGGUCUGGCGCCUCUUCCGCUGCUCACGAUUCUGUUCAGAAGGCUCCUCGCCUUGCGCCCCGAUUGCUCCGAAAACGCUCACCCCUCCUCCUUGCGCCCGUUACCUCGUCUUGCCGUACAGGAACGGAAUCACGCAGAAAAGCCACCGUCGGAGCCGCGACGCAAGCGAAGAUGUGUCGCCUGGAAUCUUGCAGCUUCCAGGUGUACAUACACCAGAGCAGCUUGUCCUUCUGGGACGCCAGGCGGUCAGUGAUUGCGAGGCUUUCCUCGCAGCUGGCGGUGCACCGACCUCGUCUCCUCUAGACAGGCACGAGCAAGGAAAACCGUCCUCUCCCUCGUCACCUUCUUCUUCCUCUUCUCCUUCUUCUUCCUCGUCACCUUCUUCUUCCUCUUCUCCUUCUUCUCCCUCUUCUCCUUCUUCUUCCUCUUCUCCUUCUUCUUCCUCUUCUCCUUCUUCUUCCUCUUCUCCUGCCGAGGCUUCAGGUGAUUUUGCUUUGUGGGCAGAAGCGCGGCGCGCGGUACAGGCUCUGGACGCAGUCAGCAACACUCUCUGCAAAAUAGCCGACGGAUCGGAGCUUCUGAGGCAAGUUCACCCGGACCACAGAUGGAAGCAUGCAGGCGCCGAGGUCGUUGGACACGUGCAGGACUUCAUGAGUCGAGUGAAUGUGAACAACAAGGUGUACGACCAGAUGCACCGGCUCACUGAGACUUUGGGGCCUUCUCUUUCCCGAGACGCACAUCCCCCUUCCUGCCUUCCUCCCUCCUCGCCUUCCUCCACUUGCGCCUCUCCUUCGGACUCUCCUUCGGACUCUCCUUCGGACUCUCCUUCUGCCUGUCCUGUUCCGGCCUCGACGUUUUCUCCUUUCCCCCCUGAGUCGAAGCACACGGAGGGACAGCUGCGAGAGGGCGAAGAAGCGACUGCGAGCUCGCUGCAGAGAAACGAUGCAAAGCCCGAGCAGGAGAGUCUCACGGUAGAGGAAAUUCUUGUCCUGCGAAGCAUGCGGGACUCGAUGGAGCAGCAAGGCGUCUUCUUGGAGCCUGAAGUGAAGGAUCGCUACUUGAGGCUGAUGACAGAGGAAGCGCGUCUCGCAGCUGAGAUCGCCGAACGUCUGGAGGAGCCUUCGAACUCAGAAGCCGCCGUCGCGUCCGGGCCGAGUCGCGUUUCUUCUGCUGGUAUUGCGUCCUCUCUGCCUCGCGGUUCUGUCUCCGCAGGACUCGUGAUUUCCACCGACGCGCUCGUCGCCUCCGGGAUUCCUCCGGACGUAGUGGCCGAGCUGCAAGGCGAAAAACCUUUCUUCUCCUCGAGGCGGCGGGCGCUACGAGGCAGCGGACCCGGGAGCGACAAGGCGUUCGUUGCGGCGCACAGCGCGCUUGCGCACGUCCUCCUCAGGGAAUGUGCCGAGGCAUCCAUUCGCCGCGAUGUCUACGAGCUUCAACGCGCCACCACCAGACACGAUGAGGAGACCGAGAAGCGGCUUUUUCAUCUCUUGCAUCUUCGGCAAGAACUCGCGAAGCUGCGCGGCUACACCACGUGGACGGCGUACGCGCAACGAGAUGGCAUUUUGAAGACGCCGGAAACGAUCGACGCGUUCCUGUCGCGGCUUCUUGACGCGCUGCGGCCUGGAGUUGAAACAGAGUUGAAGACGCUGGCGGCCUUCGGCGCGUCCUCGGGUCUUCUCAGAAACGCGCAACAGGGCGGCGUUGAGCCUUGGGACCUCCCGUUUCUUCUCCGUGCCUACAGUAUCUCUACAACGCACCCGUCGCCUGCGGCAGGCAGCUCCAUUUCGGUCCGCGCGCUUCUCCAGGGCGUGCAAACGGUUCUGGAGCGCCUUCUGGGUCUUCGCCUUGUCAGAACGACGCCGGCGAAAGGAGAGACUUGGCACUGGAGCGUCCUUCGCUUCGAACUCCAUGAAGACUUCUCGGCGCGUGCAUCCCGCCUCUUCUCCGUCUCGUCUUCUUCGUCUUCUUCUCUCCGGGGCGUGCUGUAUCUGGAUCUUUGGGAGCGUCCGAACAAGACGCGGCUGCUUGCGCAGUUUACUGUCCGCGGGUCCAAGCGCCUGUCGUACGCUCACGCCCAGGGAUGGCGACUGGGAGGGCCUUUGUGGAUGUCCUCUGUGGAGCGCCUGUCUUACUCAGAGCGCGACGCUGGACAGGGUGGUGCACAGGAAAUGGACCACGUGAGCCUUGCCGGUGCCGAGCUUCGGCAGAUUCCUUGCACGGCUCUGGUCUGCAGCUUCCAGCUGCCUCCCGACGUCGACGCGACUCAGCAAACAGGCCCCGACGUCGAUCGCCUGCUGGAGAACACGCGUCUCUCCGCGUCCCUCAGUCGGAGUCUUCUCCACGAGUUCGGCCAUGUUCUCCAUUCCCUCAUUUCCGACACGGAACUCCAGCAUUUGUCUGGGACUCGAGGAGCGGUGGACUUUGCGGAGUUUCCGUCCAAUCUCUUUGAGCACUUUAUGGCGCCUCUUGUGCUCGAGCGCCUUCCGUCAGAGGCAAAGCAGCCCCGCACGCUCCAAGGUUCUGGAUCUCAACCCGCUCACUGCAACUUCGGACACCUCAGCGCGCUGCAGCUGCUUCUGCAUGCACUCAUGGACCAGGCCUUCUACAGUUUCGUGCCGACUUCUGGGCAAGCUGCAAGUGAUGUACCCUGUUCGAAUCCCCUUGCUUCUGGUGCGUGUUCGUCCUCGGCGUCUGUGGACGCCCAGCUGGCGGCUCUGCACAGGUGUCUAGACACCGCGUACAGCAAACACAGCUGGUUAGCUGGAGCGCCUCUUUCGGGGGCAACUGGAAAAUCCAUCUGCGACGUAGUUGGAAGGCCACAAAUCGCGCGCUUCGAGCAUCUCAUCCACUACGGUGGAAGCUACUUCUGCUACCUCCUCUGUCGCGUUAUGUCAAGUUUCGCGUGGCAGCACGCGUUUGCCAGGGACCCAUUCAACAGAGAAACGGGCAAACGGUUGCACGCAAUCCUGCGUCGCGGCUCUGUCGAUUGCUCGCUUCAACCGAUUCUUGACCUGGCCGGCCCCGGUGCCCUGUCUGAAGCACAGAAGAUUCACCUUGUGAGGAACCCCCACCUCCUUCCUGUCGAGCCGUUCUUGGACGAACUUGCUGACGACGUCGCAGCGGCCGCCGAGCUUCCUUUCGGGUGA
Molecule: messenger RNA, 3252 nt
Organism: Neospora caninum
Lineage: Eukaryota; Apicomplexa; Conoidasida; Eucoccidiorida; Sarcocystidae
Product: putative peptidase family M3 domain containing protein
Exons: 15
Coding region: 1-3252 (1083 amino acids)
Biological process (GO): peptide metabolic process; proteolysis
Cellular component (GO): mitochondrion
Molecular function (GO): metalloendopeptidase activity
Source: RefSeq, a predicted model, not a curated record